Molecule: messenger RNA, 2819 nt
Organism: Vicia villosa (hairy vetch)
Lineage: Eukaryota; Viridiplantae; Streptophyta; Magnoliopsida; Fabales; Fabaceae
Exons: 3
Coding region: 129-2777 (882 amino acids)
Cellular component (GO): membrane
Source: RefSeq, a predicted model, not a curated record
UAUUUUGCUUUGGUCUUGGUGAGAAGAAGAUUGGAGUAUUUUUAUUUGUGAAAAAAGCUAAUACAAUAUUCUUUCUUUUUCGUCCAUCCAUUUCAUUUGCUGCAACAUUUCAUGGGUCUUGUUUCUCUAUGGAGCUCCGAAUCCUAAUCCUCACUCUUUCAAACCUACUCGCCACCACCAUGUUCUCUCACCACCACCACCGGGGAUUGUGCAAGGGCAAAACAUUCAAUUGUUUUGUGCUUCUGUUAUGUAUGUUCUUUUGUGUAUCCGCGUAUGGGAUGUGUUCUACAAAUUUGAGACCGAAUUCGCCAGAAUAUGAUUCUUGCGAGUCUUCAGUGAAAAAUUGCGCUGUUGUUGGUGUUGACGGUUUAGGUUCUGCAUCUCCUCCAAUCCACAACAGUUUUCAAAAUGUGUGUCCUGAUACACAUUCGUUCCGUGCUCCUUCGAAGGUAUAUGGAUUUAACGAUAGAGAGAAAGGUCUUAAAGCAGCUUCUGAUAAUCAGUGCAAUGGUCCGUUUUGUGUGGGAUUAGCUCAAGCUAGCGAGGUGAUGAGUAACAUGAAAGGCUUAUUGCUAUUCCCUAAUGCUGUUAUUCAUGUUGGCGUUAUUUAUUGUAACAAUCUGCGCACUGAUUUACAUAACAUGUCACCUGAAGUAUCAAACUUGCAAGAGAACUGCAAACUGGUUGUUCUUACGAAUGACACAACUAGUCCCCAGGUUGAGAUUCCGUGUGAAGAUGCACCGCAUAUUUGUUUUGAGCAUCAAAGGCUUUCAUUUGUAGGAAGCAAAGACAACACCAAACCUGUUGAUUCUGGCAGUAUGAGGGCUGAGUAUGCGGUCAGAAACAAGAGAUUGGCACCAAAUGUCAAGGUUACAGAGACAGCAGAUGUAGAUGCAUUAGUUUUUGGAAAUCGGGUGUCUCUGCUUGAAGACGUUGAGGUGCUGUUCCCAAUGGUUCAAGUUGGAAGUUAUGUCUCUAAGUGGAUCACUGUAAAGAAUCCUAGCCAUCAUCCUGUUAAGGUGCAGCUUAUCUUGAACACCGAAGAAAUAGUCGAUGAAUGCAGAGGUCCGGAUGAUAUAUUACAAAACUUUUCAGCUGCUAAUUUAGUCAUAGAUGAAGUUAUUUCUGCCGCAAAGUAUGGAUUUUCAGUUACAGAGAGUGCUGUAACAGAGGCAUAUGUGCACCCAUAUGAUUAUGCAACCCUAGGGCCGAUAAUUUUUUAUCCAUCCAAGCGAUGUAGAUGGAAUGGUUCAGCGUUGAUCAGAAACAAUCUCACAGGGGUAGAGCAGAUACCUUUAAGGGGCAUUGGAGGGUUGCGUUCGUUAGCUUUACUUGAGAGGUCUGAGCAUGUUCAGAGUAUUAAUUUUGAUCUUAAAAUGCACAAUCUCCUCGGUUUCUCUCUUUCGUAUUCCUUACUUCACAUGAAAGACAUGAUUUCUGUCUGCUCACAGCCUUACGUGAAAGAGAUAUAUGCGAAGAACACAGGGGACUUGCCGUUGGAGGUGAAAACAAUGAGAGUUUCCGGGAGAGAAUGCGGGUUGGAUGGUUUUAAGAUACAAGAUUGCAAAGGUUUUUCUCUUGAUCCCGGUGAGUCAAUAAAGCUUCUGAUAUCAUACCAAACCGAUUUCUCUGCAGCAACGGUACAUCGAGAUCUCGAACUUGCUUUGGCUUCCGGCAUUUUUCUGAUUCCAAUGAAAGCAAGUGUCCCUUACGAUGUACUGUGUAACUGUAAGAGGUUCUUGUUUUGGACGCGAGUGAAAAAGUGGUUGCUCGGAUUCAUACUUUUUGCGUCCUUAUUUUUCAUGGUGUCGUUGGAUUACUUGUGCAAGAAUGAUAGUAACUCCAUGCACAUCACCUUACAACAUUCCGGGAAAACUCCGAUAGUACUGCCUUGUAAUCAGAGAAAGGAUAAGUUAUCAUCCAUGUCUGGUAAAAUGACUAAUAUGGUUUGCUCCAAUGGAAAAGGCACAACCUCGCUGAUUCGAGCCACCUGCGUCAGAUAUUCAUAUGAUCUAAGUGAAACCUCUGACCAGGAUUCAGAAAACCAUAAACAGUUUAAUCGAUUGUUGGAUACUCAAAAGAAAGAAAAGUCGCCUACAACCGCGGUUCAGAGCUCCGAAGUUACGAAACCGCCUCAACAGGGUGAAAUAAAAAUCAAAACAGGAAAAGAAAAAGGUCGGCGAAAGAAGAAGAAUAAUAAGAGUUUAGGUGCAAAGUUAACCGCAGUGUCCGAAGUAUCAAGCAGUCGAAGCGGAAAUUCUACACCCUCGUCACCCUUGUCCCCAGUCGCCCCAGCAUCAAAAAAAUCUAGCUGGCAAUCGUCUCCAAAUGUAGAGCAACAUCAUAAAAAAUUUCAACCUUCUGCAUCCAAGGUAAAUACAUUGAAGAAGCAUAGGGUUCCGGCAAAUUCCGAUAGUAAGAAUGUUUCUUCUCCUAAAGUUUCACAUUCACCUUCAUCAAGUGAUGCUAGUAUAAUACCCUUUAAGAUGUUUCGUCCAGCUUCUCCUCCCAUGCCGACCAUACCUUCUCCGUCGUUGGUGUCAACAUCGAGUGUUAACUUAAGUUUGCGAGCUCCGGGAUCGAAACUCGACAAGCAAAAGAGUGUAUUAGCACCGAAAAAGGUAGGAGUUGCAGAAGAGUAUACAUAUGAUAUCUGGGGUGAACAUCUUUCAGGGCUUCAUUUGUUAGUUCCAAACGAUGUUACUUGCAUGAAAUCUAGUCCUGGUGAAAAGAACUUCAGUAGCUUCUUUGUUGGGGAGCCACAGUCAAUAAAAUAAAAAAAAAGGCUAUUAAGAUGAAAUUCAUAAUUCUAUGGCUUA